AUGGUUGCAGUAUUGCGUUUUGUGUUCCUACUAUCGCUCUUCGUGAUCAGCGUGGAGUCAGCACCAGUGUCGGAACUCAAAUCCGUACUUUUAAAAGAGGACCGUAAGUUGAAGUUUGUAUUGUCGAAAGUAGAAAAAUGACGUCAUAGAGGGUUUGCCGCAGAGGAUGGUUUGAUUUUUGAUCUAUGGCUAGCGCCAGCAGUUACUAGGUGGUCAAAAGAGUCUUGAAAUGCCAACACAUGGUUGCAUUGUUCUUACACUAUAUAUAUGUAUAUGCAUAUUAUAUAUCCAAAUCUUAUGCAGGCUCACGUCAGACGCUACGAUUGGAAAAACUUUUCUAAUUUCCAAGAGAAAUCUCUCCAAGUGCGACGCUCAGAUUUUCUUUAAAUUUUGAAUAUACUUUGGGUAUAGGCCAUAUAUCAAUUUUUGAAAGUUGUGGUUCGCGCUUUGCAGGUUCUGCUGAGAUAUUCAGCGAUCUUUGCGACCGAGAAACUAUGUGAAAUGAGGAGUGCGGACCAUUUUAGCCGUAUCUUUGGGAAGGAAAAACAUGAUUUUUUUGUGGAAACGUUGCCUUCUACGAUAGAAGUAGGCAAAUUGAGAGGCCAAUUCUUGUUGUAAAACUUUGCAGGCUACUUUUGCAGAUAUGCCAAAAAUUUUAUGAUGAUUGUAAGCAGAGAUUGCCACGGUAUUUCUCUCCGGCUCUUAGCUCCCAGAGCCGGAGCCGAGGCCAAAUUUGCAGCUCCGGCUCCUGCUCUUGGCUCCGUGCAAAAUUUAUAAAUGCAUCCGGCUCCGAAUCCCGGCUCCUAUGCAAAAUGUUUUUUUUUUAAAUAUUUUCCAAAAAUAAAAGUUUUUAGUGUCAUAGAUCAUGCAGCCAACGUUUUUGCAGUCAAGUCACAUCCUCUGCAGUGUUUUUUAAGCAAUUUGGUUUAACAAGAUCACGAAAUUUUUACUUUUUUGAUCGCUGGGAAGCUUGGCUCCGACUUUGAGCUCGGGAGCCGGAGCCGACCCCAAAGUUUCCGGCUCCGGCUCUGGCUCCCGGCUCGGAGCCGGGGCCGCUCAGAGCGGGAGCCAAUGGCCGGCUCCGGAGCCAUGGCAAUCUCUGAUUGUAAGCUUGAUAUAAGAAUCAUGCAUUUCAGAUUGUGCGCCUGUCGAAAAGGAAUGUCUAGCCAAAUGCGAGCACUAUUGCCACGAGACCGGCAUGGAGCCUCAAUGCGAAUACAUGGGAGAGAAAGUGGGCUGUAUAUGUGUUUGUCAUCAUGGCCACUAA
Bursaphelenchus xylophilus (pine wood nematode) is the source of this 1267-nucleotide messenger RNA. The record is from the annotation of a GenBank genome assembly. Lineage: Eukaryota; Metazoa; Nematoda; Chromadorea; Rhabditida; Aphelenchoididae.